Argiope bruennichi is the source of this 2105-nucleotide messenger RNA. RefSeq names its product protein limb expression 1 homolog (gene lft). Gene Ontology annotation, cellular component: cytoplasm. The record is from RefSeq and is a predicted model, not a curated record. The coding region runs from base 264 to 1172 and encodes 302 amino acids. NCBI's taxonomy places the organism in Eukaryota, Metazoa, Arthropoda, Arachnida, Araneae, Araneidae. The transcript is spliced from 4 exons. Gene Ontology annotation, biological process: autophagosome maturation.
CAAGCAGCUGUGGUCGUCCGUGACACAACGUCGAGUCUGUCGUUCCGUAAACACCUGUGAAGGGUCUGUUUCCUAAAACGCGGCCCUGCUGUGCACUUAAUGAAAAAGUAUCAUUCACUGCACGUGCAGGUAGUGAGUGAAUUCUACAGUGCAGUCUGUGCUUGUCAUCCCAAAGAAUAAGAUUGAGUGUACACGAUCAUAAUUGUCUUAACUAAAUCCAUACACACUGUCUUGUGUAUAAAGACAAGAGUUAUAAAAAUAGUAUGACGUCUAACAUGGCAAGACACACGCAUUCAAAGACGAAAGCUGCGCCCCCGGUUCCCUCAAGCCGGCGUACUAGCUCGGUAACGGGUUCGGUGUCCGACGCUCGGGCCAAGACAAUCUUGAAGGAAGCCGUCGACGCUGUCGUCAACAGUUUCGCAAAACAUACACAUGGAUAUGGUAGAGUGAAUGUUGUGGAAGCGCUACAAGAAUUUUGGCAAAUGAAGCUAGCGAGAGGAGCAGAUCUGAAAAAUGGUGCGUUAGUGAUAUAUGAAUCAAUGCCUUCUACAAACCCACCUUACGUCUGCUAUGUCACGUUACCUGGAGGUAGCUGUUUCGGUAGCUUUCAAAACUGUCCCACUAAAGCGGAAGCUAGGCGGAGCGCUGCCAAGAUAGCUCUAAUGAAUUCAGUAUUCAACGAACACCCUUCUCGAAGAAUAUCUAACGAUUUUAUCGAAAAAGCUGUAGAAGAGGCUAAGUCAUCUUUCAAGUUGCCUACUGACACAGAUGAUGCCGACAAAUCUCAUAGUGGAAUCGAUGCCUUCAGGUUCAUGCUUGAAUCCAAUAAGGGUCGAACCAUGCUAGAAUUCCAGGAACUGAUGACAGUGUUCCAACUCCUGCACUGGAACGGAAGUCUGAAGGCCAUGCGUGAACGCCAAUGUUCACGCCAAGAAGUUGUCGCCCAUUACUCCCACCGGGCCCUAGACGAUGAUAUGCGAUCCCAAAUGGCCCUCGACUGGAUAGCCAGAGAGCAAGAAUCCCCAGGAGUCAUUUCUAGGGAGCUUACCAGUGCAGAAAGGGAACUCGAAGCUGCCAGGUUAGCCGGUCGAGAGCUUAGGUUUCCUAAAGAAAAGAGAGAUAUUCUCAUGCUGGCAUGUGGUCAAGUCAACACCGUCAAUGGACUCAGCUAAAGAUUGAGUUCGCAGGAGAGCUAUAUAAAUACUAUACAUAUAUACAAAAGAAAUUUAUGACUCGAAAUGGAGAAAUCCAAUCGUGAUAUGAAGCGCUUUUAUAGCAUAAGACUAUUGAUUUUCUUACUUUGGGUUUCGAUAGAUGAAGUCGAAAUCUCAAUGGGUGAAGCAGGCCAAACCUAAUCUAACCAGACGUAUGCUUCCAGAAGCAGUUUUACAGAAGAAAAAAAUCACUUGCUUGUGCCUCUCUUGUGCCAUUCUCAUUAAAAGUGGUUGUUUCAUUUUCAUGCAGUUACCGACUAAUUUUGAAAACAAUAGAAUAUAUUAAUGGAUGAAUUCUGUGCAUUUCAUCGCCUGGACAUGAAGAAUGAAUGAAAUGGUUUCCAUCACUUUUCCCAAUGGCUGGUCUAGCUCCCCUCUUCUUUAUGUGAUAUCAAUUAACAGUGUAAAUAACCGUCAGCUUUUUUUGCAUCGAAAAUAUUGCCUUCUGGGAUGUUUCUCUUUGUGUUACUAAACAAAGUUAUCGUGGGUAAUAUUUUCACAAAUACACAAGAUUUAUAAAUCUCGAUUGAAAAAUGAGAUUUAUAGGAACAAUGUCUAUUUUUGAGUCUCAUACUAUUGGUAUGAACUAUAAACGUAUUUUUAUAUGUUUAUAUAUGAAUGGUGAUAUUUCAUUAAUUCUGCAGAAUUUGCAGAAGGGUCGUUUUUUGAAGGCUGAUAUUUUUUUACCGAAUUAUUGACCACUGUUGAAUUUUUUUUUCACGCCUCGGUGGUCUUGUGAGAUAGAUAUCUUAUUAUUUAAGCUUUUUUAAUAUAAUUUAUUUAGCUUCUUUUAAACACUGUAUGUAUUCUUUUUUUUCAGCCGUUCUUCAUUUUCUUGCAAAAAUUUGUGAUAAAUUUAGUACAAAAUUUUUUAAUUUGUUAAAUAUCCAG